Solanum dulcamara is the source of this 1438-nucleotide messenger RNA. Its product is annotated as KH domain-containing protein At2g38610-like. Gene Ontology annotation, cellular component: nucleus. Lineage: Eukaryota; Viridiplantae; Streptophyta; Magnoliopsida; Solanales; Solanaceae. The record is from RefSeq and is a predicted model, not a curated record. The transcript is spliced from 7 exons. Gene Ontology annotation, molecular function: mRNA binding. Gene Ontology annotation, biological process: regulation of mRNA splicing, via spliceosome. Bases 115 to 963 code for a protein of 282 amino acids.
UUCCUUUUCUUUUUUUUUUUUGCUUCUCUUUGUCUGUCUUCUCCCGCUAUAUACAGGGUAUCCCAUUUCAUUUUGACUCUUUUCUUAAUAUAUACUUGGCCUGAAAAAAGAGCUAUGUCAGGUUUAUAUAAUCACAACUUUUCACCUUCAAGAGCUGCAUCUCCUCAGAUUAGAACUAAUCCAGAUGUCGAAAGUAAUCAGUACUUGUCAGAAUUGUUGGCAGAGCAUCAAAAGAUUGGUCCUUUCAUGCAAGUUCUUCCCAUAUGUAGCACACUGUUGAAUCAAGAGAUUGUGAGGGUAUCAGGAAUGAUGCCAAACCAAGGUUUUGGUGAGCUAGAUAGGUUUCGGCAUAGAAGUCCCAGCCCUAUGACUUCACCAAACCUUAUGUCAAAUGUUGGCGGAACAGGAUUGGGUGGUUGGAGUGGACUUGCGCAGGAGAGAUUAAGUGGAGCUCCUGGAAUGUCAAUGGACUGGCACGGGGCACCAGCAAGUCCUAGUUCAUACACUGUGAAAAGGAUAUUGCGCUUAGAAAUUCCAUUGGAAACUUACCCAAAUUUCAAUUUUGUUGGGCGACUUUUGGGUCCAAGGGGCAAUUCCUUGAAACAGGUGGAAGCUACUACAGGAUGUCGUGUGUAUAUUAGAGGAAGAGGGUCAAUAAAGGACCCGGAUCAGGAGGAGAACCUGCGUGGAAUACCAGGAUAUGAGCACCUGAAUGAACCACUCCAUAUUUUAAUCGAGGCGGAAUUACCAGCCAAUAUCGUGGAUAUUAGAUUGAGACGGGCACAAGAAAUUAUAGAGGAGUUGCUCAAGCCAGUGGACGAAUCACAGGAUUAUAUAAAGAGACAACAAUUGCAUGAACUUGCCAUGCUAAAUUCAAAUUUCAGGGAUGAGAGUCCCGGACCAAGUGGCAGUGUCUCUCCUUUCAACACCGGUGGAUUGAAACGCCCCAAGACUGGUUGUUGAGAAGUUCAGACAUUUAAUUUCUUCAUCUCAUAGCUACGUUGCUAGCUACCUAAACCCGAGAUAUGAAUAGAGAAAGAGGUCCCUUGGGCGUUGUGGAUUUUAUUUAUUUUUCCAGCAGAAGAAACAAAAAAAGAAAGGGAAUAUAUAGGUAGAAUAUAUCUUGUGGGUUAUAGUUGGUUCUUUGGAUUAAUUUUUGGUCAUGUCAGUGUCUCUGAACGUUUUCCUUUUGAUUUGUUCUUGUGUUAGUAAUUGCUUUAUGAAAUAUUCUCUCACUAUGUCUCAUUAUACUGUUUGUGGUUCGGGAAAUCAAGAGAAGAUGUGUAUGAAUAAGACAUCGAAGAAGGAAAAUUAUUGAAUAGAGGAACUUUCGAGCAUUUGUGGAAUGUGUGGAUAGAUAUUUCUUUGACUUGGCCAUCGUGUCGAGUUAAAUUGAACAAUUAUUAUCAAAGAUGCACCAAUAUAGGUGCUUUUACUA